This is a messenger RNA of Cherax quadricarinatus, 2275 nucleotides long. Lineage: Eukaryota; Metazoa; Arthropoda; Malacostraca; Decapoda; Parastacidae. The record is from RefSeq and is a predicted model, not a curated record.
GCUGUCAAUGGUCCUUAUAAACCACAACAAAGAAGACUAAUUUGCUUUGGGUCGUUUUUAAUAUUUGUGUAAAUGACAAGAUAAAUAAAAGCUGUUAUUCCCACAUAAUAAAGCUGGACCUCAAUAUUGUAUGCUGGAGCCAAGUAAAAUAUCUACCCAACUAUCUGAACCCAGAUGUCUUCCCGAGCUCUAAAUAUUGUCUAUUAACUGUAAGAACUUCUGAGUGAAACAACUAAAAUGGUGUCUUUUAUACCAAGUUUAAGUUGCGGUCCAUGCUUGUAUUGCAAUGGAAUGUCGCAGGACGCCCCUGAGAAGUUCCUUCGUUGUGAUAUAUGCAGACGGUGUGCACACAUAUCAUGUCUUAAGUCUGGCUCACCAGAGGGAGCUCUCCUAGGAGACAACUUCUUCAAUUUUACAUGUUGUGUGUGUCAACAAAGCGGCCAGGAUACCACCGUUCGAGCCAAAUUAACUACGCCUCAGAUGCUGCUGCUGGUGAUGUAUAACUUGCACAAGACAGAAGCUCACACCACUCGUCAUGGAUUUUUUCAUUGGAAAAUCCAUGUUUACAAUUUUAUCAGCAAUCACUGGAAGGACAUAUUUGGACCAGAGAGUCGUAAAAAGAGGAAAAAAGUGCUGCAAGCUUCACUGAGUUCGCAGUUGUCGCAUCAUGGCCAGUACUUCAUUAGUGGUUAUGAGACUCUUCGAGAUGGAGGCUGGUACAAGCUAGAAAGUGUCCUUCCUCCUGCCCAGAUCUUACAACAACAGAUGACCCAGAAACGUGGAGGCAGAAAAAGAUUGAAAGAUGAGUCUUCUAAGGUCUUUCAGGAUAUACAUCACAUUAAGGAGGAACUAGUGGAAGAAUCAAUAAGUUCUGCUGAUGUCUCAUUUGACAGCCAUGAUGAUUCUUCCCGAGGCUCGUGGUUCACCGAGAGAGAGCUUCUCAAGCCUCACACUUGCCCACCUCAAGCACUCUUUGAUAGUGAUGAAGAAGAGGAACUGGAAGAAACAAAGUACAGUUUUCCACAGGCAGAGGUCAACCUCAAGGGUUACACUACUGCACUGUGGCAAGAAAUUGAAGUGAAAGAGGAAGAAUGUGACACAGAGUUCAUUGAUGUGGAUGGAGGUGAAGUUACAACAGAGGUGCAUCUACUAGACGACUCACCAGCGUGUACUAAGGUUUCACUCUUCACUAAGACUAGUCCACCUCCUACCACACUAGUGGAUCUUCCUCCUGUAUUGAGACAGGAAACUAAAGAAAAUGUCCGUGCAUUAAGUGGAUAUGAGGAACGACAGUUGUUGCGACAGUUGGAUCGUCUUCAAGAAUCUGGUUCUUUACCUCCCCAUCUGCAUCGUUUUCGUCGCAAACUGGCUGUCAGAAAAUCGAAGUUGGAACAUGGCCUUCCACUUUUUAAUCUAGACUCGGAAAUCAAUUUUUGGCGUAGUUUUGGCAGACUUAGGAGCUAUCGUGAACGUCUUCAGUGCAAAAUGACGCAAAACAUGAGUGACUCGACUGCCAGAGUUCUAGACAGAUUUCAGGUGUGCACUGGUCAAGAGCAUCGCAGACAAGAGGAGACAUCCAGCUUCUUGAUCAAGCUUGUCGGUGCUCCGGCUGGAUCGCUGCCUCUUAUUUACAGCCCCUACACUCUCAGGAAUCUUAAGCCGUACAUAAUGCGAGAUUAUGAGUCUGUUCCACUCAAGCUCCAGCUUCUGCAAGAGAUUAUCUCACAUCCCCACCGUGAUGAAGCAGGAUGGUGUCUGCCUCCCAGACAUCCAAUAGAUUACUGCUAUGUGACACCCAAGCAUAUUCCAGCCAUGAACCAGCUAGCAAGGCAUUUCUUCUGGCCAGGAAUUGAUUUGUCAGAAGUGCUACAAUACCCAGAUCAUACAUGCGUUGUCCUCUACCGAAACUUAGUAGUGGGAUUUGGUGUGCUUGUUCCUGACACAGGUUUUAACAUUGCAUAUCUCUCGUUCUUGUUGGUGCACCCAGAGUGGCGACGUGCUGGCAUUGCUACAUUUGUUCUCUACCACUUGAUUCAAACAUGCAUGGGUAAAGACGUGACCCUUCAUGUUUCAGCAACAAAUCCAGCACUGAUCUUGUACCAGCGCUUUGGCUUCAAAGUGGAAGAAUUUCUCUUUGGCUUCUAUGACAAGUACCUGCCAGAGGACAGCCCAGAGUGUAAACAUGCCAUGUUUCUCCGUCUUAGUAGAUAACUUUUCCCCCGAAGAUAAUUAUAUUUACUGUACUUAAAAGCUAAAUAAAGAACUUUUGCUGAUA